AUGAAAAAAACUAAAAGAGGGGCAGAGGCAGGCAGAAGUGAAGCUCAGACCGAAGAGUAUAAUGACUCCGAAAAUUCUACGAUAAAUACGGCCUCUGACGCAGAUUUCGUCGCUGAAGAAAGCAAUGUCUGUGACACUUGUCCAGAAAACAAAGACGUUUACGACACUCAUACAGAAAUAAUUGCAGAAGAAAGAAAAAAAACAGAAAGCAGCAUCACCAAAUUAGAAGGUAGACGAAUAGUGGACAUCAAUUCGUUUAUUGUGCAAAUUCAACAAAUCGAUGACCACUUACCAUUUCAUUGCGGUUUUAAAGAUAUGGUAGUAGUGAAAGAACGAAGAAUAGGAUUAAAUUCGUGUAUAACAUUGAAGUGUAAAAUGUGCAAUGAAAAGAAAUCACUGUGGACAAAUUUUUCAAACGAAAACACCAUGGAUGUGAAUACAUCAGCAGUUUCCGGUACAAUCAGCACAGGAGGAGGACAUGCACAGCUGGAAGAGGUUAUGUCAUCCCUAGACAUUCCCUGCAUGACCUACCACACCUUUAGGAAGUAUCAUGACCGAGUAGCUGAAGCCUGGAAGGAAACCGCCGCAAAAUCAAUGGAGAUGGCAGCAGAAGAAGAAAAGCGGGAAGCGAUCAAAAGGGGAGACGUUGAUAGUGAUGGAGUACCUUUAUUGACUGUUGUUGCGGAUGGCUGUUGGGCGAAGCGCUCCUAUCGUACCAACUAUAAUUCCCUCUCUGGUGUGGUAAGUCUACUUAUUAUUUAUUAUUAUUUAUCCAGCAAUUGCAAUAAAACAAAUAAAUUACAGAUAUCCUAAAUGAGAACAUUCAAUUUUACAA
Molecule: messenger RNA, 835 nt
Organism: Nilaparvata lugens (brown planthopper)
Lineage: Eukaryota; Metazoa; Arthropoda; Insecta; Hemiptera; Delphacidae
Exons: 4
Coding region: 1-813 (270 amino acids)
Source: RefSeq, a predicted model, not a curated record